Messenger RNA from Drosophila arizonae, 705 nucleotides. RefSeq lists its product as uncharacterized. Lineage: Eukaryota; Metazoa; Arthropoda; Insecta; Diptera; Drosophilidae. The record is from RefSeq and is a predicted model, not a curated record.
AUGGAGAAGGUUGUGCUCUACUUUGAAAAAGUACAGCAUAGCACCGAAGAAGAUAAGAUCAAAGAGAGCAAGCGAAGUUUAAGAGUCACUCUCUUCUUCUCUCUCCUGCAGGCCUUUGUGUGUCUUCUGCUGAUUGGAGCAGCCAGCGUAACGGCCAAGCCCAAACCUGGAGGAGGCGGCUGGUCUUCGGGUGGUGGUGGCGGCGGUGGCGGUGGUGGCGGUUGGUCAUCCGGUGGUGGAGGCGGACAUGGCGGUGGUGGUGGCGGCGGUGGUGACGUGCAGGUCAUCAAAGUCAUCACAGAGAGCGGCGGCGGCGGUGGUGGCGGUGGCGGCGGCUGGUCUUCUGGCGGAGGCGGUGGAGGCGGCGGUUGGUCCUCUGGAGGCGGAGGCGGCGGUGGCUGGUCUUCUGGAGGAGGCGGUGGUGGCGGCGGCGGCGGUGGCGACAUAAAGCUCAUUAAGAUCAUAAGCCUGGGCAGCGCUGGCGGCGGUGGUGGCGGCCAUGGCGGCGGCGGCGGCGGCGGUGGCUGGUCGUCUGGUGGUGGCGGUGGGGGCGGCGGCUGGUCUUCAGGUGGUGGCGGCGGAGGCGGCGGUGGUGCCACCAAAGUCAUCAAAAUCAUUAAGCUGAGCAGCGGCGGCGGCGGUGGCGGACAUGGUGGUGGUGGCGGCGGCGGCGGUGGCUGGCAGCCAGCUGGCGGCUGGGCCUAA